AUGCGAAGGAGUUUCGAUGGUAAGAGGGAUGACAGUAGACGAGAAAAGAAUAUAGCCAAGCCAGCAUCCAGAGAAAGCCUUACGCCCGAGGAGGUCUGGAAGAAUGCAGCCAUGCUUUUGGGAACAAAGAAAAAAGAUGUGGCACCUAAGAACUAUGAACUAACAAGGAAGUUCGACUUCAGCUGCAUAGAUGCCGAGAUAGAGGAAAUUAACAAGGAGAGGAUCCGAUCACAAAAUAUAGACGAUGAGAAAACAGCAAGGAGGCGUUUCUAUGAAAUAGAAACAGCGAACUCACUUGUUCACAUUCCAAACUUCAAAGAGCUUGAAAAUAGAUACAUGCCUAUGAAGCCUGCCAAUAUGCCAAACAUUUUCCCUAAAACACCUCUAUACAUAUUUGAGAGCCAGGAUGUGUUCAAAAAGCUUGACACUGACACACUUUUUUUUAUUUUCUAUUCACAACUGGGCACAAUUCAGCAGUACUACGCUGCAGCCCAGUUGAAACUGUAUUCAUGGAGGUUUCAUACGAAGUACUUCACAUGGUUCCAGCGCCUAGAUGAGCCAAAGCUAAUUACAUCAGACUACGAAAGAGGAGACUUCUUGUUUUUCGAUUAUGAUGUAACAUGGUCAUUCAUGAAGAAAAGUGACUUUACAUUUGAAUAUAAGUAUCUUGAAUGCUCUGAAUGGUAG
This is a messenger RNA of Ordospora pajunii, 687 nucleotides long. Its product is annotated as CCR4-NOT transcriptional regulation complex protein. Gene Ontology annotation, biological process: regulation of DNA-templated transcription; nuclear-transcribed mRNA poly(A) tail shortening. The coding region runs from base 1 to 687 and encodes 228 amino acids. The transcript has a single exon. Gene Ontology annotation, cellular component: P-body; CCR4-NOT core complex. Lineage: Eukaryota; Fungi; Microsporidia; Ordosporidae. The record is from RefSeq and is a predicted model, not a curated record.